UUGACGAAAAAUGGCUAUAGUUUAGACGUUUUCACUAAGUUUACCUUCAUGGGAAAAAUAGCGUUGUCAACAUGAAAGUAUCGUUUAUAAUUUUAGCCAUCUUGGUAUUAUUAGUCGUAAUUCACAAGACGGAGGGAAUAAGGGAGAACCACAGCGGAAGCAAAAGCCAGCGACAAGGACAAAAUAAUGCCGCUGCCUUUUGGAAAAGAAGUUCAUUGCAUAAAUCAGAACAACACAAAAGGCUCAAGGAGGCGACGAAACAUAAAAUGAACGAUGUGGCCCAAAGUAAAAGACAGUUUGUGCCCGGAUUACCAUGUCUUAAUUGUCCAUUUCCACAUAUUCACAGAAUUAUUGUACAUCAUCACCCAGAAAUCAAUCUCUGUCUUCCAAAUCCCUGCAAAAAUGGUGCAACAUGCACAGAAAGAACUGGAGGGCGAUACGAAUGUACUUGUCCUAUUGGAUACAAAGGUGUAACGUGUGAAGAAAGGAGCAUUUGUUUCUCCAAUCCCUGUAUGAAUGGAGGAACCUGUCUUGAUGAGACAUACGGAUAUAGGUGCAGUUGCAGGGUCGGCUACAGUGGCAUCAACUGUCAGCAUCACGUCUGUAAACCUAAUCCUUGUCACAAUGGCGGUUCUUGUUUGGAAGAGGGAUCCUCUUACCGAUGCGUUUGUCAAGUUGGUAACCAUGGAGACAGAUGUGAAUUAAUGAGUGCCUGUUUAUCACACCCUUGUCUCCACGGAGGAACCUGCGUGGAUACAUAUUUUCUACACAACAAUGGGGAAUCAAAUAUGUACGCCGGUCCCUCUUUCGCAGAUUAUUCACAGAAUGGAAUGUCAUACAUUUGCAAGUGUGUUUCUCCUUUCUCUGGGCAUAACUGCGAAGAUGAUAGUUGUCGAUAUUGCAGUCCAAACGCAGAAUGCAUUUUGGGCCAUUGUGUUUGCAGCGAGGGUUAUCAUGGAGACGGAAAAACAUGCAAGAAAAAUGUUUGUCAUCCUAAUCCUUGUAAAAAUGGUGGAGCCUGUCUUCCAACUGACUCAUCUUAUGACUGUGAAUGCACGUUGGGAUGGACUGGACCACACUGUGAAACUCGACAAUACUGCGUUCCAAAUCCUUGCAAAAACGGUGGAACCUGCAUCCCUGAAGAAAAUGGUUACAGGUGCAGCUGCCUCAGUAAUUUUGAAGGAAAUGACUGCGAAAAGGCAAAUCCUUGCUCCCCGAACCCAUGCCAAAACUCUGGUACAUGUAAAGAAAUGAAUGGGGUGGCAACUUGUGAAUGCACUCCACAAUACGAAGGGAAUUUCUGCAAUAUUGACAAAUGUGCCAAAUGUGACUCGCAUGCUCGCUGUGAUAAUGGCAACUGUGUUUGCAUGGAGGGAUGGGUUGGUGAUGGACAAACAUGCACACCCAAAGGAGGCCCACCCGGUUCACGCUCCAAUCCAUGCGAUCCGAAUCCUUGUCAAAACGGCGGCCAGUGUGUUGAUCAAGAUAAUUCUUAUCAAUGUUUAUGCCAAGAGGGCUUCUCAGGCACAAACUGUGAGUUAGGAUUGAGGAACAACCCGUGUGAUGCAAAUCCAUGUCAAAAUGGGGGACAGUGCACAGCUGUAGACGGAAAACCUGUCUGUACUUGCCCUGAGGAGUUUGAAGGAGAAUUUUGCGAAAAGCCUAAAGGUGGUAAUCCUGUGGUUCCCGGGGGUCCUGGGACACCAGGCGGUUUAAAGGCUGCUUGUCACCCAAAUCCUUGCAUGAAUGGAGGAACGUGUACGGAGAAUGGAGGUGGAUAUGACUGUGCCUGCGUCACUCAAUACAGCGGACCUAAUUGUGAAAUUGACGAAUGUGAAAAGUGUGACAUAGACGCGAUCUGCGUUAAUGGCCAUUGUAAAUGCAAACAUGGAUAUUAUGGCAAUGGGUACCAAUGCGAAAAAGAAAAAGAUACUCAGUGUCAGGGCUGCAGUCCAUUCGCUCAAUGCCAAAAUGGCAUUUGCGUCUGCAUUGAACCCUACCAUGGGAAUGGAUAUAAUUGCAGAGCUGUCAAUCAGUGCAACAACUGCCCUCUACCGAGCACGUGUGUUCAAGGAACCUGCCUGCCUCCUUCAGCUGGGAAAAAUGUCUUCGUUGAUGCCGUCUCUGAACAAAUAACAUGUAAUAUGUUUUACUUUAAACUUCUAGCUGUAUACCAACUAUUCUGCCUUUGUUGCAAUCCAAGCCUUCUUGUUGUUGGUAAACGGCAGAGUGUAACCCUCAAGGAGACCAAAGCCCAUGAAGUUGAAAGCAAAGUCCACAAAGUCAACGUUGGAGGGGCAAAUAACGACAGCUUUACUGCUAAAGAGGACAGUAUUAUUGCAAAUUCCACAUCAACGAAGGCAGUAAAAGACGAGAGUGGAAGUCGAAGAUAUUUUUUCCCACACCCUUUGAAUGUAAUACCGCCGCCAUUCGCAAAUCAUCACAUUCACCUGGUACCAAAGCCGUACCCUGUUGUGUCCGUUCAGUACGUCCCAAGGCCAUAUCCUGUACCAUACCCAGUAGCGCCUCAUGUCCACGUCUCCCAUCUUCAUCUUCGCCCCAAAUACCACCUAAAUCCGUGCCAAAAUGGAGGGAUUUUCGUAAAGCUACCCCAUGAAUACUUCUGUAUUUGUCAAAAAGAAUUUCGGGGCAAGAACUGUGAAGAUAGAAAUUACUGCGCUUCAAGCCCUUGUAAGAAUGGAGCUACAUGUACUGAGAUUUCUGGCGCAUUUAAGUGCAGUUGUCCUCAUGGAUUUCUCGGGGUGGUAUGUGAAGAGCCUAAUCCUUGUCACCCAAACCCUUGUAAAAAUUCGGGGGUAUGCACUAGAUCGGAUUCUGAAGAAAAGUUCUCCUGUAUCUGUCAAGAAGGAUUUAAAGGAAUACAUUGUGACUCCAUAAACAAGUGUGAUCCAAAUCCUUGCAAAAAUGGCGCAACUUGUCAGCAGACUGCUGGUGAUAAUUACAUCUGUAUUUGUCCUCCAUCUUUCAAAGGAACUCUAUGCACAGAAACAAAGCAAUGCUAUACCAACCCUUGUCUUAAUGCCGGAACCUGCCACGAGGAUGGGUUUGGAUAUAACUGCACUUGUAGACUGGGAUACACCGGAAGCAACUGUGAAAGUCAUGUGUGUCACCCCAACCCUUGCUUGCAUGGUGGUCACUGCAGGGUAUCUUUUGGACAUUCCAAGUGUUUUUGUCCUCCUCUGUUUAAAGGAAAUAAGUGUGAAAUUCCUCAUCCAUGUUAUACCCGACCGUGUUUAAAUGACGGUAUCUGCAUCGACUCUUAUAGCGGUUACAACACGUAUCCUGAAAAUUGGAAUCAUGGCCACCUACAUUACCUAUGUAUUUGUCGCUCGGGCUAUACUGGGUCAAACUGUGAAGUGGACAUCUGUAAGCAUUGCGACAUAAACGCAAAAUGUAUAAAUCAGACUUGUCUUUGCGUGGAAGGAUAUUAUGGCGAUGGCUUUACCUGCAAAAAAAUUCCGCAUCCUUGUCAUCCAAAUCCUUGUAAAAAUGAAGCUAAAUGCAAAGAGCUUGGUGCUGGAGAAUAUGACUGCGAGUGUCCUCCAGGAACAAGUGGCAAGCACUGCGAAGAAAAGGAUGCCUGUACCCCCAAUCCUUGCAAAAAUAAUGGAAAAUGUAUUCAAACUCAAGAAGGCGGCUUCAAAUGCGUUUGCGAGAAUGGAUACACUGGUACAAACUGCGAACUUCCUAUUGAUGGGUGCCAAAGUGAUCCGUGUCAGAACGGAGGAACUUGUCAAAGUGAAAACGGAAAGGUGGUUUGCAAGUGUAAAGGCAAGUUUACUGGACCAACUUGUCAAGAAUGUGGAUGUCCAAAAGGAAACCCCUCGGCAAAUCCUCCUCUUUUCGCACAGAAAUGUGACGCCGAAGGUGAUUGCUACUGUGAAGAUGGAUUGGAUCUAAGAGACGACGGAUGCGCUAAAGGAAGAACAAAUAAUCCCUGCCUAUCCAACCCCUGUCAGAAUGGAGGAACUUGUGAGGAUAUCAAUAGUAACACAGCAUACAAGUGUCGCUGUCCAGAGGGAUACACAGGAACCAAUUGUGAAAAGGCGAUUUGCUCACCCGGUUAUUGUCUGAAUGGUGGAAUCUGCAAACCUGUUGGGAAUACGCCAACCUGUAUUUGUCAGCCUGGCUACACGGGACUAAGAUGUGAAAAACCACCACCUAUCAAGCCCAAGGACUACUGUCACCCUAAUCCCUGCUUAAACAGCGGUAGUUGUGUUCAGGUUGUCGGAGGAUAUGACUGUCACUGCGAUGAGCAAUAUACAGGGGCCCAUUGUGAAGUUGAUAAGUGUGCCAAGUGUGAUGUGCACGCCUUGUGCGUCAGAGGCCGUUGCAAGUGUGUGCCUGGUUACAUAGGAACAGGGUAUCAAUGUGUAAAAGCUCGUCACAAGCGCUGCCCGACAAUAUGUCCAGUCUAUUCAACGUGUUUACAAGGAGCUUGUCAAUGUCUACCGGGCUAUCAGAUGCAAGGAAACACCUGCAUACGUGUGACAGUUUACGCAAUACACAACGGUGAAAAUGAAGAGGAAGAGGAGGAGGAGGAGGAAGAAGAAGGAGAGGAAGUCGAACCUACUCCUCCAAUUCCUAGUACAAUUAACCCGACACAAUCAUCCUCAGCGCCAGUUCCGGUACCAUCCCCACAGCCGCCUGCUACAACUCCAGUUCCACUACCACCGCAACCAUCCCCACCUCCCCCUGUUCCUCCACCGCAACCAUCGCCACCACCCCCUGUUCCUCCACCGCAACCAUCCCCACCUCCCCCUGUUCCUCCACCGCAACCAUCGCCACCUCCUCCCGUUCCUCUCCCGCAGCCAUCCCCACCUCCCCCUGUCCCACCACCACAACCAUCCUCUCCUCCCCCCGUUCCUCCACCAGUACCAUCUGCACCACCACCUGUUCCCCAGCCUUCCGCGGCUCCACCGCCGGUCGCACCUGCUCUUCCACCGGCACCCGGUCCACCACCUCCAAUCAGCAGUCCAUCUGCUGCUGCUCCACCCUCUCCGACAUCUUAUGGGCCGCCUUCCAUGGAUUAUCCUCAGUAUUCUGACUAUCCUGUAAACUAUCGUUACCCACCAUAUUACAGGUCGAAUUACAGACCAUAUUACAGGUCGAAUUACAGACCAUAUUACAGGGCUCUGUAUGGUUAUUACUACGGAAAAUUUACAGCUGAGAAAGUAUCUCGCAAGCAUAGCACAGACAAAGUUGGAAACAGUACUCCAAGAAGACUAAAAUCCUCGAGGUCUCCGAACCUGUCCAAGAAGUCUAAGGAAACAGGUGUAGCGGUGAAAGGAACACGAAAGAAUCUUCUCAACCCUUUAAUUUCUAGUUACGAAGGACCACACUUCUCCGAAGCUCCGUUACCAAUUCACAUCGAGCAUAUCAAAGAUUACCCGGUUGCUGUUCCAGUCAAGAAGGAAACUGCUGAACACAUUUUACAUGUGCAUAUUCAUGACAAAAAUCCUUGCAAAAAUGGCGGAGUACUUUCGGGAGAAGAAUCAGGAAAUUAUCGCUGUAUUUGCCCACCUCAGUACGUUGGAUCCACUUGUGAAAUACAACAGCACUGUUUUUCUGAACCAUGCAAGAAUGGAGGAAAGUGCUUAGAGAUUAGCAAUGGUUAUAAAUGCACAUGCCUUGCUGGUUUCACAGGCAAUGACUGUGAAGACAGAGCCUUUUGCUCCCCUAACCCUUGUGAACAUGGAGGUACAUGCGUUGAGACUCUUCAAGGCUAUAAAUGCGUGUGUCAAGACGGUUACAAGGGGGAUAGCUGUAAAGAUACUGAUGCUUGUUGGCCUAACCCUUGCCAACAUGGCGCAAGCUGUGAAACCAUAAAUGGUUCCCCACGCUGUCUGUGUCAACCGCAAUAUCAUGGAACUUACUGUCAUGAGAGAUAUAUCUGCUUCAUGAAUCCUUGUCAUAAUGGAGGGAUAUGCGUAGAAAAUCCUUUGGCCCCUUGUCUUUGUCCAAAUGGAUACGUAGGAAAAUACUGCAUUGAUCACGUGUGUCGACCAAAUCCAUGCCUGCACAAAGGCACUUGCAAAGUAGUAGACCAUUCAUCGGGGUCCAGGAACAAGAGAUGGAAUUAUCGCUGCACAUGUCCGGAAUGGUAUCGAGGGCAUAUUUGUCAUAUUCCUCAUCCGUGCAUUCGUCAACCUUGCCUAAACGGUGGGACUUGCGUGGAUGCCUUCACUUCCAAAGAGGAAAACGAGGAGCAACCUGUCUAUGACGUAGCGCUCCCUUGGACACACUUGCACUUCCAUUGCCAGUGUCCUCCUGGUUUUAAGGGAUCCAGGUGCGAAACUGAUGUUUGUUCGUUGUGUCAUCGUUUGGCUGAAUGUAUUGACCAUCAUUGUGUUUGCAAGCGUGGCUACGUUGGAAACGGAAAUUAUUGUAAAAAGCCAACAAAUAGGUGUCAUCCCAAUCCCUGCCUUAAUCAGGGAACGUGCUCUGAACGACAGGACGGCAGUUACGACUGUGAAUGUGUCCCAGGAUAUUGUGGUCUUCAUUGCAAAGAUAUUUGUGAACCAUGUUUGUUACGGCCAUGCUUUAAUGGAGGAGAAUGUAUCCCAAAGGGUGAGGAACGUAUCUGUAUUUGCAAACCGCCUUACGUUCAACCUGACUGUAAUGAGACCGCUGUUAAUCGAUGUAUUCCAAAUCCUUGCAAAAAUGGUGGUACGUGUAGGUCUUUGCCAGAGAAAGAUGACUACAUUUGCGACUGCGUUGGUAAAUUCUCUGGAAAGGAUUGCGCCAACUGCGACUGCCCUAAGGCCAAACCACGACCAGAUGGGAAAGAGGUAAUUGACUCUGAAUGCGACGCAAUUGGGGAAUGUUUUUGUCCACUUGUUUCUGGUGUUCCUAAAGUCACAUUUACGGACGGCGGCUGCGUUCUUGACCGCCAAAGCCUUUGCUUUAGUGAACCAUGCAAGAACGGAGGAACAUGCGUGAAUACUUUAUAUGGAUUCAUAUGUGAAUGCCCUCCUCCAUAUUACGGAACUUUCUGUGAAUGCACUUCCUGUAUAUGUGAGCAACCGUGUAAGAAUGGUGCUACCUGUGUUGACAUUGCAACAAAACAAUACCAAUGUACUUGUCCCCCUGGUUACCAAGGUCCUGACUGUUCAACCCCAGUGACACCAACAGAAAAGCGUUGUAUAAAUGUCACUUGCCUACAUGGAGGCACUUGUGUAGAGCGUCCAAAUGGAUACGAUUGUAUCUGCACACCACAGUACACAGGACCACAUUGUGGAGUUGACAAGUGCGCUAAUUGUCACGAGGAGGCAGAAUGUGUAUAUGGACGUUGUCGAUGUAGAGAAGGAUACGUUGGAACUGGAUACGUUUGCGAGAAAGAUAAGGAAAAAGAAUGUGGCAUCUGUCCUGUUCAUCAUCAUUGUGCCCAGGGAGUCUGUGUUUGUAUUCCAGGGUUCAUUUGUCAAGGUAAAGGCAAUAUUCAUGCCACUGGAAUAUCCAUGCUACUUUGAGUUGCAUCGUAUACAGUGUUUUUUCUUUAUCGUUUAAUGGCUCGAGUUUAUGCACUCGUGUUUUUUUCUUCGGGAAAACUUUAGUUUUCCUACUUGGCAAAAUAUUCUGGCUCUUGACAAAAUAAUCCUAUCAUUACUAUUUCAUUUCGUUUACAUGGGCAUACGAAAUUCAUUACCCCAUUUCUCUGAACCAAUAGGAAGUUGGUUCCUUUCAACUGACUGGGGCUUGACUUCUUUUUAUACUAAUCAAUUUUUUUGUCCCAUUCUUUCCAAUUGCAGAUAGCGGGCGUUAGAGACGCUUCAUAACGUAUUCAGUUUUGGAAAUUAUUCUAUUGAAUGUUUGAAACCUCAGAGAUUACUAACAUGACGCAGUUAUGAUGACGAAACUUAACUGUAAUAUAUUAUUUCAAAAAAUAAGCAAAUCCAUUGAAACAAACAAACAAAGAAAAAACAGAAAAAGAGAGAGAAAAAAAAUCAUUUGUAGCUAAUCUAAUGGCAUACACACGGGCCACAUUACCGAUAACUUGGACCAGGUUUGGCUUCCAUGGCGGCAUCUUUUUUUUUUCUUUGUAUGCAGCAUGUGGCAUAAAAUUAAUAUUUACUUGAUUUCAAGUAUCUAAUUAAAUUAUAAAUUGUAACGUAACCUUGAGUAGUGAUAGCUUUAUGUUUAGUUUAUUGUAAAUAGCUAUGUUGCUUUAUAAAGACAAUAAAGCCGUGUGCUAAGUGCGAAGUGCACGCAAGGAACUGUUUUUGGAAA
Messenger RNA from Pocillopora damicornis (cauliflower coral), 8250 nucleotides. RefSeq lists its product as uncharacterized. Gene Ontology annotation, molecular function: Notch binding; calcium ion binding. Lineage: Eukaryota; Metazoa; Cnidaria; Anthozoa; Scleractinia; Pocilloporidae. The record is from RefSeq and is a predicted model, not a curated record.